ACCACGAUUUGUCUUCAUUCUCGUUCCAGUUGAGAAGUUUACUGCAAGUCCAGAAAACAUAGAUGAUUUUUAGGAAAACAUGAAGGAGGAGCAGUUCAACCAGUUACCUUCUCAGGGAACAAUUUACUCAGUGGGGCGUUUGGGAAGUCAUCUCAUAAUCGGGACGGGUAAUUAUGGGAAAAUCUACGCCCACAUUUGGGCCUCGAUCAUGCAACAAUUGCCCCUUCAAAACUUACCUUAUGAGUGUGACAUUAUUUCAAUCGACGCAUACAUCGACGCAUUUCCAGUGUUAGCGGUGGCAUAUGUCCAGAAAUGCAAUGCGUCCACGAACGGUGCAAUUCCAGAUGGGAUGGGAAAAGGAGGAUUUGUUACGUCGCACUUAAACAUCUACUCAACUUGGAUUUCCGUGGAUCAAGACUCUCCAACGUCAACCUCUUCGACGUCUUCAGAUGGUUCUAGAAUCAAGUCAACUUUUCAUCCCAAAGAAGAAUUUCAUUCUAGUCAGUUUGAAUUGCUUGCACAAAACUGUACUAAUUUUCUUCUCGAUUACAUUCCCUAUCAUUUGUACCAUAUUCCAGUCGUAAAGGAAAAUGGAAACUUUGGAAACAUUCUACUGAUAAGUGGAUCUGAUAAGAAAAUUCACUCUUAUGAAGCAGACGAGGACAACUUGACGUUUAUAGAAGUUCCGGUGAAAACUUAUUUCCCAGAAUUAGCACAAACCUUCCCUUCCAUAUGUACCCGAAUUUUAAUUCAGCCAGUCAACGAGCUCACAAGAAGAAUAACUAUGUGUGGAUUGGAAUCAGGGAAUUUAUUGAUUUGGGUUGUUACAUCAAAAUUUCAUCGUCGAAGACGUAUGGAUUCAGAAACUACCGUCACGUCAGGAAGCAUUACACCUUCAAAGUCGAUUCAUGAUGCUUUUGAAGGAAUGUCCAUCUCCGAAACUAAAGAUACCACAAGUACAUCUAGAGCACGGGACAUCAUACAAUUAUGGGAGAAGAGUAAUAAAUCAACGAAUCAUGUGACAAAAUCUGAUGAGUCUUCGCCAGAAAGUGCAUGUGCAGAGGAUGGGGAAUGUAUGACAGAUUCCAUGUUGGAAUCUUUAGACGAGAGCUUUGAAACCAUUGAACAUUACUACGAAGGACUGAUCACCUCAAUUAAAUCAUAUACGGAUGGAUUCAGCUUAAACAUUAUUGUUGCUUCUGCUCUCUCUCCUACUUACGUUUACACAAAUGUUAUCGAAGAACAUUUUCGAGCUGGGAGUCCCCUUAAAUUCAGUUCAAGAUGGGAUGCUGUCGAGUGUUGUUGCGUCGAAGAUGUUGAUAGGGAUGGAGAGAAUGAAAUUAUUAUUGGAACUUUUGGUUGUGCACUUUUAGUUUACAAAUAUAUGGAUGAAAUACUUCCUGAAUGGGUGAUUGUAUGCAAAAGAAUAUUGCCAAGAAAUAUCCUUGCAAUCGAGUUUGUUUCACCUGACCUACUAGUUGUGACUGGGCUUGGACUGCAUGUCAUAAAUUAUGACACCUCUGCCUAUUUUACCAACAGACCUGGAACAACUACAACAACUGCAAACCACCCCCAGCCGAUCCAAUAACUGGAAUUGCGGAUAAUAAUGAACUGAUGACAUUUUAGUAAUAGCAUACAAAACAUUUAUGUAAGCCUGCAAAGUACAAAAAUACAUUUUUUCAAAUAAAUAUACGAAACAUUCA
This is a messenger RNA of Folsomia candida, 1703 nucleotides long. RefSeq names its product KICSTOR complex protein kaptin. Gene Ontology annotation, cellular component: KICSTOR complex; lamellipodium; actin cytoskeleton. Gene Ontology annotation, molecular function: actin filament binding. The transcript has 8 exons. The coding region runs from base 80 to 1588 and encodes 502 amino acids. The record is from RefSeq and is a predicted model, not a curated record. NCBI's taxonomy places the organism in Eukaryota, Metazoa, Arthropoda, Collembola, Entomobryomorpha, Isotomidae. Gene Ontology annotation, biological process: actin filament organization; negative regulation of TORC1 signaling; cellular response to amino acid starvation.